This is a messenger RNA of Syngnathus typhle (broad-nosed pipefish), 2484 nucleotides long. Its product is annotated as H-2 class I histocompatibility antigen, D-D alpha chain-like. Gene Ontology annotation, biological process: immune response. The transcript is spliced from 10 exons. The coding region runs from base 984 to 1970 and encodes 328 amino acids. Gene Ontology annotation, cellular component: external side of plasma membrane. The record is from RefSeq and is a predicted model, not a curated record. NCBI's taxonomy places the organism in Eukaryota, Metazoa, Chordata, Actinopteri, Syngnathiformes, Syngnathidae.
AAAAUAAUAAAGUACAGUGCCGCACUGCACUAGAGUGCAAUAAAAUUAAGUAAAAUAAAACAAACGUAACUUAAAAUGUAAAACCUGAAUACAUGCUAAAGGCUAAGUAGACCUGUAGUAUCGCUGAUGUUAUUUUAUCGCGAGAACAGAAAAUGACUAGAGAGAGAGCAAGGAACUAGCAGCUAACAAGAAACGGACAUGUGGAAAUAAAAGAGUUGAAGUUAAACAAAGACUGUUUUAUUGAGGAACACAACAUUUUGGCGACGAGGAAACGGUUUACCACGAACCCAGAAGCAAGAAAGGACGACUAGGAUUCUACGUCCAUACUGGAAGAAAAAAAAAAAAGAAUAUAGCCUGUGGAAGGACUCCUACGGUUUUUUCGAAGUUGCCAGUGGAACUAUUAAUGCACCAGACUUAGUGAGGAGGGCCACAUUACUGCAUUGCAUUGGAGCACCUACGCAAAGAAUUUUUGCCAAUCUACCUGGAAGCAAAAGUACGUAUGCACAGACUGUUGCUGCUCUAGACUCGUAUUUCACACCACGAAGAAAUGUAGUCCUGGAGAGACACAAGUUUAGACAGAGAGCUCAGUGUACUGAUGAGUCAGUAGAUGCUUUUGUGAAUGCGUUAAGAGAAUUGGCGAAAUCAUGUGACUUUGGUGCACUGGAGGACGAUAUGACAGAUAAGAGAUCAAAUAGUGGAAAAUGUGCAAUGAGAAAGCUGCGUGACAAACUGCUUCAGGAAGAUGGACUGAGUUUAGAUAGAGCAUUGUCAACUGCAAGAGCUUUUGAAGCAGCACAGGCAGAAUCUAAACUUUUCAGACACAUUUGAGGAACGGGAGGGACUUCCUGACGAGAACCGAACUUCCCAAGGUGUUUCUCCUGCAGAAGACGCCUUCCUCACCGGUCACCUGCCACGCCACAGGUUUCUACCCCAAGACAUCGUCCCUCUUUUGGCGAUUCAUUCACACGUUCAAUUAUUUUAAGAUGGGCUCUCAAGUUGCAACGCUACCAGAGUACUUGGUGAUGGCCUAUGUUGAUGGCGUUCAGAUUCUGCAGUUUGACAGCUACCACAGGGAAACGAAAGCAAUACAUGACUGGGUGAACAAAAUCACAGAAGAUGAUCCGCACUUCUGGAAGAGAGAGACGGAGUUCAAUAUUGGGAAUGAGCAGGUCAUGAAAGUCAACAUUGAAACCGCUAAAAAGCGCUUCAACCAAACUGGAGGUGUUCACAUGAUUCAGGUGAUGAGAGGCUGUGAAUGGGAUGAUGAGACGGGUGAGGUUGAUGGUUGGCAGCACAUCCGUUACAACGGAGAAGACUUCCUAUCAUUUGAGGCGAAGACGAUGACAUGGAUUGCAGCAAAUCCACAAGCUUUCAUCACCAAAUUGAAAUUGGACCAAAUAGACGUGUUGAAUGAAGCCAGGAAGAAUAUACUCAUUGAGGAGUGUCCUUUUGAGUUGAAGAAACAUGUGAGCAACGGGAGGGACUACCUGACGAGAACCGAGCUUCCCAAGGUGUUUCUCCUGCAGAAGACGCCUUCCUCUCCGGUCACCUGCCACGCCACGGGUUUCUACCCCAAAACAUCAUUCCUCUUUUGGAGGAAGAACAGCGAGGAGAUCCACAAGGACGUUGAGAUGGGGGAGACCCUCCCCAAUCACGAUGGAACCUUCCAGACCUCGGUCCACCUGAAAGUGGAGGUGACGCCCGCCGCGGAGCAGGAGUACGAAUGCGUGUUCCGGCUAGCCGGCGUCUCAGAUGACAUCGUCAUCAAGCUGGACGCCGGAAGCAUUCUGAGCAACCAGGAGCAAGACUGGAAGAAUGCGGUGGCCAUCGCCAUCCCGUUGGUGGUCCUCGCUCUGGUGGCGGUGGUGGCGGCGGCGAUGGUCCUUGCCAAGCGUCUCAAAUCCAAACAAGCCGAAAAGAAAAGAAGAAGAAGAAGAAGAAGGACAAUUAACUGUUUCCACCUACUGUGAGUCAUGAGAGGCAGUUGCUGUCACCUGGUGUUGGAAUUCUUUCAGAGGACUUUCUCAUCGCGCCGCACUGCAUCGAUAGACAUUCUCAUGAAGGUUCGUGAGUAGGUCCUGCAGGAUCUGGUGAGGCGUUUUGACCGAACCGUGCUGCUGAUCACCAACAACCUGAAGACUAUCGAGGCCGAUCAGAUUGCGGUGAUAGGCGCGGGCGGCGUUCGGGAGCGAGGAACCCACCGCUAGCUGAUGGAAAAGAAUGGCAUGUAGUCUCAACUGAAAGAGAAGUUCGCCAUCGCUGGAAGCUAACGCCUUCAGAAGCACUGACAUGCAUUUACAACCUGGAUUUAUCCAUGAAGUUUUUUUCUUAAAAAAAUGAAUUCACGUGUACUCAAUGUAUCACAGACUCAAAAGAAAAUGUCAUUAAUUUCCAGUUUGUAGUAAAGGGAAAUGUACUUUCGGCAGUUUGCAAACACAUUUGAUUAAGGCUGCGUUAGACACAUAUAAAGUCAAAGUCAAAGUC